GUGGCUUCAAAGUGAAACUUGCUUAGAACACCAGCUCAGAUAUUAAAUAUUUUGACAGAAGCAACCAGCAAGGAAGAAAUAUGGCUGCGCAAAUAUUCCUCUGCCUUUCGUUUUUAUUCUUUCCAACGAUAACUGCAGGACAGUCUGUUUCCCAGUCUCCACGUACCAUAUAUGCAGAAAGAGGAGAAUCAGUUUCAAUGACCUGUGAAAUCACAGUUACACAAGGAAAGAUAGUCGGCACUAAUUUACUAAGGAAUCCUUUAAACCCAAUGGAUCUGUGUUUUGUCAGGGUAGAAUCUGUGUUCAUAGCUGAGACGCAUAGGCUUCGUCUGGAGUGCAUUGGGACACAAGAUGCAAAAAGGAUCAACAUUACUCUCAGAAAUCUCCAGAAAAAUGACACUGAUAUUUACUAUUGUUCUUCUGGGAUAGAGAAUGGUAGAUUAGACAACUUCAAAUCUAAAGGAACAAUGCUUAUUGUAACAGACAAAACCACGCAACCUUGUGAUGAUAACUGUACCGAAGAAGAAAAAUGCAAAGUUGCUGUUUAUAAGGAUCCGCUGAUGAUUGCAAUGAUUAUUCUUGCAGUUGCUAGCUUCCUUUGUGCACUGGUUCUGUUACUUCGACAUGGGAAAAAUCGCUAUCAAGAGGCACAAACUCAACGAAAACGAGUUCCAAAUUCAGUGCAUGAAGAUAUGAACUUGGUAUGAUCGCAAAGCAUGGCUCGUUAGUGCUCAAGUAAAAUGAGCCUUAAACAUUUGAUUCAAUUAUCUAUGAAAGGUAAAAUGCACCAUCAGAGUAGGAUAGGACCUGAUGGAAUCUGCAAAGUUCUUAAACAUUUUCUUCACUGUUUUGUUUCUGUGACGUAAACUUUUAUGAAUUAAGAUGGAAUGCUGAAAUCUUGAGCAAAACACAAGAUGCUGGAAUAAAUCAGCGGGUCAGGCAGCAUCUGUGGAGGGAAUGGACAGGAGACGUUUUGGGUCGGGAACUCUUGAUCAGUCUUAAGAAUGG
This is a messenger RNA of Amblyraja radiata (thorny skate), 1008 nucleotides long. RefSeq lists its product as uncharacterized. Gene Ontology annotation, cellular component: membrane. NCBI's taxonomy places the organism in Eukaryota, Metazoa, Chordata, Chondrichthyes, Rajiformes, Rajidae. Gene Ontology annotation, molecular function: signaling receptor activity. The coding region runs from base 81 to 707 and encodes 208 amino acids. The transcript is spliced from 4 exons. The record is from RefSeq and is a predicted model, not a curated record. Gene Ontology annotation, biological process: adaptive immune response.